Molecule: messenger RNA, 451 nt
Organism: Myotis myotis
Lineage: Eukaryota; Metazoa; Chordata; Mammalia; Chiroptera; Vespertilionidae
Gene: TZMP1
Product: small integral membrane protein 27
Exons: 2
Coding region: 134-292 (52 amino acids)
Source: RefSeq, a predicted model, not a curated record
GCGAGGGGGCGGGCGCUCGUGCCCGGAUGUAGGAUGGCCGCCGCCGCCGCCGCCGCCCGACAGCCGGCGCCCCGGAGGUCACUCUAGGCCGGCAGGCCUGCCCGUUCCCGCGGAUCGCCGUGGUCUCCUUACCAUGAGGCCAGUGAGUCGCCGCACCCUGGACCGGAUUUAUUCCGUGUUGCUCCUCGCGAUCGUAUUACUUUCCUGGGGAUAUGUCAUCUAUGCAUCGACAGUAGCCGCUCGACGACAACUAAGGAAGAAAUACCCUGACAAAAUAUUCGGGAAUGAAUGAAAUUUUUAAUUCCUCUAGAUUUUAUUCUAUGCAAAUACUUCACUUUAAGCUUACCUGACACAUGUCUAUAUUUAAAGUAAAAUCCAUAAUAUAAAGUUUUCAAAUUUAUUAUUGCAUACAGUCCUUUAUAAUAAACCAUGAAUGUGCUAACUUUUCCAA